This is a messenger RNA of Prosopis cineraria, 1337 nucleotides long. RefSeq names its product GDT1-like protein 4. The transcript is spliced from 12 exons. NCBI's taxonomy places the organism in Eukaryota, Viridiplantae, Streptophyta, Magnoliopsida, Fabales, Fabaceae. The record is from RefSeq and is a predicted model, not a curated record. Gene Ontology annotation, molecular function: manganese ion transmembrane transporter activity; calcium ion transmembrane transporter activity. The coding region runs from base 357 to 1043 and encodes 228 amino acids. Gene Ontology annotation, cellular component: Golgi apparatus. Gene Ontology annotation, biological process: calcium ion transmembrane transport; Golgi calcium ion homeostasis; Golgi calcium ion transport.
AGACGACCUAUAAAAGUAAACGCGCAUCUUUUUAUUCAGCCGUGAUUCUGCUCAGUGUCUCAGAAGAACCUUUUGGAGCUAUCAGUAUUCAAUUAUUCGUCAUCGUCAGUGACGUUCACAGGCAUUGAGCUGAAUCCCAUGCUCUGAUUUCUAUAAGCCAAAAGCAGCCCAAUCGUUCCUUUUUUCCUUUGAAUUACCAGCUCUUUCGGAAAUUCGAAGGAUCAAACGGCGACUUGGGAAGGUCACGCAAGUGACGUCAAUCCCAUUCACAGAGUCUGAGAGAUUCCGUUAAUACCCAACCAUUUACUGCUUUUCUUCUCUGUUGUGUGUAUUCUGUUUCUGCGCAUUUACCCAAAAUGAGUUCUGUCGUUCAGGGUUUCACCAAGUCUCUGGCUAUGACUGUGCUCUCUGAAAUCGGGGACAAAACAUUUUUCGCUGCUGCGAUCCUGGCUAUGCGUUACCCCAGACGGCUUGUCUUGUCAGGUUGCCUAUCGGCGUUGAUUGUUAUGACCAUUCUAUCAGCUCUUGUUGGUUGGGCUGCUCCAAAUCUGAUUUCUCGUAAAUGGGCUCAUCACAUAACAACAUUGUUGUUUUUGGGGUUUGGGCUCUGGUCCUUGAAGGAUGCGAUAUUUGAAGAAGGGGAGUCUGAAGAACUGGCUGAAGUUGAAGCAAAAUUGGAUGCUGAAUACAAGGCUAAUGGCGGAUCCACAAAAGAUAGCAACAAGGUUAAUGAUGACAUGAAAAAGCAUGAACGGCCCCUUUUCACUCAGUUUUUCUCUCCUAUAUUUUUAAAGGCAUUUUCUAUCAACUUUUUUGGUGAGUGGGGUGACAAGAGCCAGUUAGCUACCAUUGGUUUGGCUGCUGAUGAGAAUCCAUUUGGUGUGGUUCUUGGCGGCAUUAUUGGACAAGCGUUUUGCACUGCUGCUGCUGUUGUUGGAGGAAAGAGUUUGGCAUCUCAAAUAUCUGAAAAAAUAAUUGCACUCUCAGGGGGAGUUCUGUUCAUUGUAUUCGGAAUCCAGUCAUUCCUCACUCCAAUUGAAUGACGAAGGCUAUGCUAUUGCCUAUUGGUCUGCUCUUACAGAUGUUAUUGUGGGUUGGCAGCCAAAAGAAUUCGACUUAUUGCCUUAGGUAUUGUUGGGGUAAAGGUGAUUUUUUCCAAGUACCCUUUUUCAUAUAAUUUAUGGGUUAGAAUCCAAUAAACAUAGCUGGACAAGAUCUGAAUCCAUAAGUUCAGGCAAGUGUACUAUUUUUUUCUUUUUCUUUUUCUUUUUUGGGUGAAUUGUACUAUUUUCUGCUUUAAUUGCGGAACUCUACUAUUCAUUUUUGUCUUCCUCUUC